Camelina sativa (false flax) is the source of this 2337-nucleotide messenger RNA. NCBI's taxonomy places the organism in Eukaryota, Viridiplantae, Streptophyta, Magnoliopsida, Brassicales, Brassicaceae. The record is from RefSeq and is a predicted model, not a curated record.
UAUUGUUACUUGGGUCUUGGGAUAUAAAAUCUCAAAGCACAGUAAUACAUAAAACUAACAAAAUCAAUGGCGACUUCAAGCACGGAUGACGUAUUUAUCGACUUCAGUGGAAUUGAGACUCGCAACUCUUUUGUGACACACCUCUUGGCCGCGUUCCGCCGCAGGAGCGUUUCCGUGCGCCUUGGUGGAGACUGCACCAACGUGGCAACGCAGCCUAAGACAUAUGAAGGGUGCAAAGUGUUUGUGGUUGUCUUCUCCGAGAAUUACGCGUUCUCUAAACAGUGCUUAGAUACACUCUCGGAGUUUCUAGAGCGAAAAGAUGACGGGCUUGUGAUUGUUCCGGUUUACUAUGGCGGCGUCACUGAGUCCAUGGUGAAGCAACAGACGGAUAGAUUCGGAGUUGCCUUUUCCCAACACGGGAAUAAGUACUUGAACGACCGGGUAGCUAAAUGGAGAGAUUGUCUGACUAAAACAGCGGGCUUACCAGGCCACGAGUUAAAUCUUCAACAAGAAGACUCCGAAUUUGUAGAAAAGAUUGUUGCUGAUGUACGAGAGGAGCUAGAUGCAACAGGUAAGAUCGGAGUCUACUCAAGGUUGCUGGAGAUAGAAAAAUUGCUUUGCACGCAAUGUCAUAAAUUUUACCACCUAGGGUUAUGGGGUAUGCCUGGCAUAGGCAAGACUACCAUUGCAGAAGCAGCCUUUAAGCAGAUGUCUAAAGACUUUGAGGCUUCCUUCUUUGUGGAAGAAUUUUACAAAGAAUAUCGUAAAGGACGUCCUUACAAACAGCGGGAAGAGUAUUUAAAGAAGGUUCUGAAAGGUGGCUCCAGUAAGGAGCCAACCCUCUCAUUCGAAACAUUACGAAAGAAGAAAGUUCUUUUUGUUCUUGAUGAUGUGCGCAACCUGAUGGAUUUCGAGUCUUUCCUUGGAGAUGUUGAAGGGGUUAGCCCUGGAAGCGUAAUAAUCCUAACAUCUCGAGACAAACAAGUUCUUUAUCAGUGCCAGGUCGAGGAUGUAUUCGAAGUUCCAAGUCUGAACGAAAAAGAAGCUAUACGGUUAUUCUCUCGGACCAUGUUCCUCCAAGAAUGGCCAAGUGAUGUUAAACUAAUGGACGUAUCAAAGAAGAUUGUUAAAUAUGCUGGUGGGAAUCCUAAGGCUCUAUGCUUAUAUGGCAGAGAACUGGAGGAGAAGAAGAAACCGGAAGAAAUGGAGGCGGAGUUUGAGAAGAUGAAGAAAUGUCCUCCGCAAGAAAUUCUCAGUUUAUUCAGAAGCAGCUACGAUGCACUUAAUGACAAUGAGAGGAGUAUAUUCAUGGACAUUGCUUGUUUCUUUAAUGGCGAACCUAGUGACAAUGUAAUGCGAAUACUCGAAGGGUGUGGGUUCUUUCCACACGUUGGGAUUGACCGUCUUGCUGAGCGGUCUCUCUUGUCGAUCUCAAAGGAAAAAAAAGUGGAGAUGCAAAAUUUUAUUCAAGACGCUGCCCGUGAAUUCGUCAACCAGACUUCAAGGCGUCGCAGACUCUGGGAACCUUCAAGAAUCAGAUUAUUACUAGAAAACGAUAAUUCCAAGGGAAAUGAAGUUAUCGAAGGAAUUUUCCUUGACACAACAAAUGUAGUAACCUUUGAUGUUAAUCAUAAGGCGUUUGAGAAUAUGUAUAAUCUUAGACUUUUGAAGAUCUACAGUCCAAACUCUGAAACUGCUCAAGAACUCCGACUUCCUAAGGAAUUUCAUUCUCUGCCUUAUGAGCUCAGGCUACUCCACUGGGAGAAGUGUCCGAUGCGAUCAUUGCCUGUAGAGUUUGACCCUCGGCACCUAGUUGAACUCAAUAUGCCUUAUAGUCAGCUUCAAUCUCUCUCGGUUGGGACCAAGAGUCUAGCCAAAUUAAGGAUGAUAAAUCUUAGCCACUCUCAGAAACUACUUGAGGUUGACGAGCUCGCGAAAGCUUGUAACCUUGAGAAAAUAGAUCUUCAAGCUGUAGUGAGUCCAGAGUCGACGACAUGCAGUAUGACGAGCAGCCGAACAUAUAUCAGAACACGCAAGCUGUUGAGCAGCAAGUCGACCAACCGGCUGACGUCACACCCGCGGAUCCUGCACAAGGCGAAGGGCAGAGUCAGUUUCACACACCAACUCCUUGGGCGAGCUCAGACUCCUUCUUCUACUACUGAGGUACUCCGACCCUCCAUUUGUACAUACCAUUUCAUUCCUGCAUUAGUUGAAGUUGGCCAAUUUCUGAAUCUGUCUGGUUGCACGAAUAUUCAAGAGAUGCAGAUGAUAACCUACACUUUAUUUCUUGAGAACGAAUUUGGGAGACCAUCAAACUCAGAGUCAAGUAUUGCUUAA